AUGGCCCAGCUGCAAAAAGAGCUUCCCAAAGCUUUGUGGCUCUUGCACACCGAUGUGAUGGCUUGCAUCAGAUCUAGAUGGGCACUGGUGGCAUUAAUUUUCGCCAGUGUGGCCAGUUUGAUUCUGCUGUUCAGGCAGCUUGCUUUCCCGGGUCUUGAACAUGGGCACAUCACUGCAGGAGUGCCAAAAGCUGGGAUGAGCUACUUCUUUUCCGUUGGCGAUUUUGGCGUCGCUGCAUGUGAGCGAGGCUACAAGGCUGGUGACCUUGAGAACUCCGGUGGCAUUGGCCAUCGAAAUUGUGUGGCGUCAAAUCAGAAACUUGUGGCAGAUGCCAUGGACAAGCUGGCUGCUUUACUGAAGCCAAAAUUCAUCCUCUCUUUAGGGGAUAACUUCUACAUACGCGGUGUGAAGGACUUGGACGAUUCCCAGCUCCAAGAAUCCUUUGUUGAUGUUUAUAGUCGCGGCCACUUGGAGGAGCUGCCAUGGCAGGUUUCUUUGGGUGAUCACGACCAUCGCGGCAACGUUUCUGCCUUGCUGCUCUGGCAACACAAGCAAUGGAAGCUGCCUGCGCCGUAUUAUAGCUUCCGUUUCCCAGUGGGGAAGAAGCAUAUUGAAUUUGUGAUCGUAGACUCCGUUGGACUUGAAGGAGGAGUGCUUGACCAGGCCCCAAAGGGGCGGCGGUUCGAGCAGGAUCUGACGGAUGAGUUCGCUGGCCCAGCAGCUGGCCAGCGGCAAUGGCAAUGGCUUUCGGAACGGACGGCAGCAUAUGGCGAGUCGUCCGAUACCCUGCUACAGGUGGUGGCUGGGCAUCGGCCCAUCCGCAGCUUGGCCUACCGUCAUGGUAGCCCACCUUCACCACCCGAGUUGGUCGUGGCCAAACGGCUUCUUGAGUCCUUGGCUUCAGGUGAGAAGCCCGUUGCCUACCUCCAUGGUCACGACCAUGUGAUGCAGCACUUUCGGGAAGUUGACAAGCCCUUGUACCAUUUUGGAAAUGGUGCUGGUGGGAUGGGCAUCCAUCCGUUGCAGGAAUGUGCCAACUGCACGGAGUUCAAGUGGGGCGCUUCGGCCUUUGGUUUCGCGGUACAUGAAGUUGGAGAUUCAUCGAUGGUCGUCCAUUUCAUGGAUGCGAAAACUCUGCAGGUGUCUCAUUCUGUGGAAAUACCCUUCGGUAGGUAA
Molecule: messenger RNA, 1176 nt
Organism: Durusdinium trenchii
Lineage: Eukaryota; Dinophyceae; Suessiales; Symbiodiniaceae
Source: the annotation of a GenBank genome assembly